UCAAAAUAAGGCGAAGCUCACGCGCAAACAUUGCAGCUCCAAUCAAGGCGCAUUAAUCAACAGGAGACCUCCUCUUUCUUCUUCCUCGUCCCCCAAAAACCCUAACCCUAACUCCACCAUGGGCAACACUGAGAAGCUAAUGAACCAGAUCAUGGAGCUCAAAUUCACCUCCAAAUCCCUCCAACGCCAAGCCCGCAAAUGCGAGAAGGAGGAAAAAUCGGAGAAACUCAAGAUCAAGAAAGCGAUCGAGAAAGGAAACACCGACGGCGCUCGGAUCUACGCCGAGAACGCGAUCCGCAAGCGAAGCGAGCAGAUGAACUACCUCCGCCUCGCUUCCCGCCUCGACGCAGUCGUCGCUCGCCUCGACACUCAGGCGAAGAUGCAGACUAUCGGAAAAUCCAUGGCGGGAAUCGUCAAAGCCCUAGAUUCUUCGCUGGCGACUGGGAACCUUCAGAAGAUGAGCGAGACGAUGGAUCAGUUCGAGAAGCAGUUUGUGAAUAUGGAGGUGCAGGCGGAGUUCAUGGAGGGGUCGAUGGCGGGAUCGACGAGCUUGUCUACGCCGGAAGGGGAAGUGAACAGUUUGAUGCAGCAGGUGGCGGAUGAUUAUGGGUUGGAGGUCUCGGUGGGGCUGCCGCAGGCGGCGGCUCAUGUGAUUCAGGGUAAG
Molecule: messenger RNA, 664 nt
Organism: Asparagus officinalis (garden asparagus)
Lineage: Eukaryota; Viridiplantae; Streptophyta; Magnoliopsida; Asparagales; Asparagaceae
Product: ESCRT-related protein CHMP1B-like
Exons: 1
Biological process (GO): protein transport; endosome transport via multivesicular body sorting pathway; late endosome to vacuole transport
Cellular component (GO): ESCRT III complex; multivesicular body
Source: RefSeq, a predicted model, not a curated record